AUAUAUCUUUUUUAAAAAAUUACAAUUUUAAGGGCAUUGAUGCCAUUUUGAAAAAAAUUAGUCUAAUAGGACAUAAAGUAGUAUAAAUUAGUCUAAAGGGACAUAGUUACCAUUUUUUUGCUCUAAAAAAACAGAUUUCCCUGUAAUAUUUUCCAAUCUCUGUAAACAAUUUUAGUUGUUAUUGUCUUUUUCCCCUUUUUAACAUAACAUUCAUUCUAAAAAAAUAUUUUAGUUUAGAUUAUUAUUAUUAUUUUAUUUUUUUUGCAAAAGGCUUUAUUUAGUUUAGAUUCUAUGUUUAUUGUUUUUGCACGAAUUAUUUGAAGCAUCUCUUUGUGUUUUGGGAGUCAGCAACUCAGCAUCUCUAGAUCUUAUCUCCUUUUUUCAAUAUUUAAUCAUAAGAAUCUAAAGCCAGUCCAUCACCGAGAGAAUCAUUCGUUAGAAAAAAUACAAAAAGACUUUGUUUCAUGUCUCUCCGAUCCGUCAAAAAGGCACAUUAAUUUGAUUACACGAUUAUUAAUAUGGACUACAACUACUAGGACUUAUUUAAUCUAAAACUUGUUUUGUUAACAUCAUAAUGUCGAUCUUGAGUUGAAUUCAAUCAAUAAAAUCAAUUUUAUGCCAUAUUUUCUUUUCCUUUUUUUUUGUUGAGUCCUAAACAUUAUGAGAUUUUGACUAAUAAAUUUCUUAUUCAAUUGAUUUAAAUAUUUAAAUUCAUAUGGUUCUGUGAUAAUAUAAUUUUAAAAAAUCUAAUUAUUGAAAUUAAUUUGCUGCCAUAUUUUCUUUUCUUCUUUUUUGUUGAGUCAGAAACAUUAUGAGAUUUCGACUAAUAAAUGUGUUAUUCAAUGGAUUUUGAGUAUUGAAAAUCACAUGGUUCUGUACUAAUAUCAUUUUUGAAAUUCUUAUUAUCAUCAUCCCAAAACUGAGAAUUUUCAUGAACAAAAAACGUCAAAAGAUUCUCCCAUUCCCUCUCUUUCUCUAACCUUUUUCCUAAAGAAUCAAAUCUAACUUUCUUCUCUUCUUCUUCUUUUUAUGUUUCCUCUGACUUUCUUUAAGUCACUCUUCAUUCAUCCUCCAACUACCACUAGGAUUUAAAAUCCUACCCAAAACUAUAUUUUUGUUUUUAAAUAUAUUUUAAAAUUUCUCAGUAUUCUUGAUCUCCUGUUUUAGUCACAUACGAGAGCUACGUAGGUGAUCUACAUGUAACAUCUUUCUUACUUGUAUCUUAAGAAUAUGUUAUUGUACCCAAUCAUUACCCGAACUUGAGAUCAUAAACCAAAUCUACUAGACUCUCCAGUUUAGCAUUUUCAGUAAAUCUUAAUCUAAUGGAACCAAAUAUUUAGAUAGGUUCUUCAUUCUCUAAUAUGUUUGGAUGUUGUAUACUCGUUUUGAUCUGAACAGUUUAGGAUCGAGAUCACACUAAUCUAAUCAUUAUGUGCCUUUUUUAUGUAUGAGUUUGGUUUCUUUGACUUUUCUUCUUAGAUCCUUGACUACUGUUAACAUGUACUUGCUUCUCUGCAGUUCUGGUAAUGGCUGAAGAGAAUAUUUCACAAGUUAAAGAGAUGAUUCCUGAUGAGAAUUGUUGCUUUGUUCUUCCUCCUCCUCCAGCUGCAGUGUCCAAUGGUAAUGUGAAUAUGAGAUGGUACUCGACUGGAGUGUUAGAUAAACGAGUACCACCAGGAGGUAAAGCUCAGGGUCAAACCCGUUACCGUGGGAACCAAACGAGUUCGAGUCAUGAUCUUUGUAAACACGGGAAGAGGCGUGAGGAUGAGUUGGUGAUCAAACCGUGCAAGUUGGUUAAGAACAAGAAAGUUGAAGGCGGAGGAGGUUUGGUGAAUGGCGAGACUUUGAGUGUGGUGAUGAGGAAGUCGUUGGUAAGUGUCUCUAAACCCGACAAGUCGUUGCAUGUUGCAAAGAAAGAUCCUGCUGCUGUUGUUAGUGAGGUUGUUAAAUCUUGUGAUGGUUUACGUGCUAAACUAAGUGAAACAAAGAGUACUACUACUACUCCGAGUGACUCAGCUUCUGGUGUAAGAAUGGUCAAGAAGGUGAGCAAGAGUUCUAAAGAGGAUGUACUGAAAAAUAUAAAGGACAAAGAGAAGAAGACGAAGAUUGAUGAUGUAUUGGAGAAGAAGGUUUCAAGGAUCAUGGAGAAAAAGAGUUCUAAAGAGGAUCUUCUGAAGAAUGUGAAGAGAAAAGAGAAGACGGAGAUUGAUGAACUGGUUAGAUGUGAUGAUGUAUUGGAGAAGACUUGGUAUGCUGUUGCAUCCAGUAUAGAGGAGAAGAAAAAGAAGAAGAGCGUUGGAAGUGUUAAGAGUGAGACUCUUAAAAGAUCAGACCCUAGGCCACCAAUAAGACAGAUCACUUCAAGGUCUAAGACUAGUUUGUCUGAGAAGAAAGAGAGUGGUUCUCCAACUCUUGUAGCUAAUGCCAAAACCGAAAUCAAGAAGAGGAUUGGUUUAAAGCCUAAGGCUAUUCCUCCUCCUGGUCUUCCAACAAGACCGGUGAGUUUCAAGAAAAGAAGAGUUUUUGAACCGAAAACAGAAGAUCCCACUCUGACAUCGAUCAAGUUCAAGAAGAGAGUUGUUCAAGAACCAAAACUUAUAAGCGAUGUGAACAAGAAUAAGAAGAACCUGAAAGAUAGAGGAGAAGGUGAUAAGAAGAUGAGCUAUAAUAACAGCGAUGAAGGUAAGCAAGAGAAGGUUGUUUUGAGGCAUAGAAAAGUGGAAGAGAAGAAGAAAAUGGGGACACUAUUCAAUAAUGUGAUUGAAGAGACUGUGAAUAAGCUUGUAGAAGAGAGGAAGAGUAGGGUUAAAGCAUUGGUUGGUGCUUUUGAAACUGUAAUCUCUCUUCAAGAUAAUGAUAAAACAUCUCUGCUUAAGAAGAAGAUUCAGAGCAAGUCCACAUCUUCACAAGUUGUUGAAGGCUAGUGCUUGCUUGAUAUCCAAAAUUUACUAAGAGAAAGAGAUAAAUCUUGUGAAUUUUGCUAUACAGUUCUUGAAUCUUGUAAUAUAACAUUUUCUAUGAAAUCAAUCAUCUAUUUCAAGUA
Molecule: messenger RNA, 3043 nt
Organism: Brassica napus (rape)
Lineage: Eukaryota; Viridiplantae; Streptophyta; Magnoliopsida; Brassicales; Brassicaceae
Product: biorientation of chromosomes in cell division protein 1-like 1
Exons: 1
Coding region: 1527-2924 (465 amino acids)
Molecular function (GO): calmodulin binding
Source: RefSeq, a predicted model, not a curated record